CAUUUUUUUUUUUCUCCUGAUUUUUUUAUUGUUUGUCGUUGUUGUAAGAAGAUUUUUUGAUUGAUUCAAUUAAUUUCAAUUAAUUUACAUUUUACGGAUUACAGCAAUUGUCACAAAACUCAUAGAUAUAGGUUAUUUAUUCGGUAAAUAUCUACGUAAUUUUUUUUUAUAAAAAAAAAAAGCUGUUGCUUAAAUUUUAGAGAUAUAUCAAGUCACGUGAAUAAUAAAAUUGAACAACAAAAUAAAAAUGGAGCAAAUCAAAGAGUUGUCAGAGUAUCAAGUGUUCAAAACAGUUCUUAAACACUCAUUGCUCAUUAUUAUAAUGCCAAUAUUAUCAUUUUUCUGCUCAAAAACAUUCCUCCUAGAUGGUUUAUUUGGUAUGAGUCCAACAUCAAGUAACGUGUAUGCAGCUGUCAUUGCAAUAAUUGUACUUCAUGCUGCAUUAGGUGCAUUUAUAUACAAAGCAUACUUUACUGGUAAAAAAGUACCAGCAAAAAAAGAUUAAUUUUUUAUAUUCAUUAUUUAUUUAAUUGUAAUAAAACUGUCUAUAAAACA
Aphidius gifuensis is the source of this 555-nucleotide messenger RNA. Its product is annotated as vacuolar ATPase assembly integral membrane protein VMA21 homolog. Gene Ontology annotation, cellular component: endoplasmic reticulum membrane. The coding region runs from base 248 to 505 and encodes 85 amino acids. Lineage: Eukaryota; Metazoa; Arthropoda; Insecta; Hymenoptera; Braconidae. The record is from RefSeq and is a predicted model, not a curated record. The transcript is spliced from 4 exons. Gene Ontology annotation, biological process: vacuolar proton-transporting V-type ATPase complex assembly.